Molecule: messenger RNA, 14708 nt
Organism: Galleria mellonella (greater wax moth)
Lineage: Eukaryota; Metazoa; Arthropoda; Insecta; Lepidoptera; Pyralidae
Product: adenylate cyclase type 6
Exons: 30
Coding region: 468-4754 (1428 amino acids)
Biological process (GO): adenylate cyclase-inhibiting G protein-coupled receptor signaling pathway; intracellular signal transduction; cAMP biosynthetic process
Cellular component (GO): plasma membrane
Molecular function (GO): adenylate cyclase activity
Source: RefSeq, a predicted model, not a curated record
CGGGGAACGCUGGCUUCGGAGCCGGCGACCACCCGCCAUCCUCUCACUGCGAUUCGCGCACCGCACGGCCGCCGCGGCGCACGUGUACCGCGGCCCUUUAAAGUUAUAGUGCCGAGUUCGCGCGCGAACGCUUGGACUCAGAUUUUCGUGUAGUGAAUGUGGAUUUCCUUUCGGUGUUAGUGUUUUAGAUUAAGUGUUCAAUUUACAUUUAGUGUUUCAUAACAUAUUAGUGUGUAUUUGUCUAUUAUUAAUGUUAGUAAAUAAGUAUGUUAAAUUGUAAAUAUAGAAUAUGUAAACCAUCUAUCGCUUAUUCUAUGACAAUUCACACAACUAUACAGUGAUGUGACUAAUAGAAUCGCGAGUUUUACGUUCUAAUUUCAAACUGUGACGUUUAGUGCGCAAAGAUUAUGGAGCGACCAGUACGCUCGGUGUUUUCAGACGGUUAGUGCCUAAUAACGAGCGGUAACAUGUCGUUGCCAAUGAAACGCUCGUUCAGCUCGGAGGGGGGGCCCACUUCCAAACGCGACUGGAAGAUGAGGCUCAGCUUGCGGAGUCGCAGCGGACACAGCGUCGAAGCACUGCGCGGUCGCCGAUGUGCCUCCUUGCGCUCGGCGGCGACCCCGGUGCGCGGCGCCGACGACUCCGGCCGCAGUACCCCCUCCGCAGCACACCGCGCCUCACCGUCCCCCGCAGACACCCCUGCACCCAAGAAAUCCAACUGGGAGGUCAUAGAGCACUUCUCCUCGAACCGUAGCAAGAAAAGUCCUACUACUGUGGAGUCGGAAGGCGGCGGCACGUCGUCACCACCCACGCUUCCACUAUGCCCAGCCGGCCGGCCAGAUGCAGAUGUGCAACCGCUACUUAGCGAUGAGGCCGGCAUGGAGGGUGCUGGUGGCAGCGGCGGCGCAGCUGACGGCGGCGACGACGAGGACGCCACCUGCUGGAAGAGGUGCACCCGGUCCUGUCCGCCGCCCGUGCGAGCGCUCUGCUCCUCACACCGAUUCAAUAACCUACAUGUGGAGAUGUUGUACCAGCGCUACUUUCUCCGCAUGAACCAAACGAAUAUGACACACUUGCUGGGACUCCUGCUGGCAGUGGCAGUGGCACUGAUGGUCGUGCAGCUACGAACAUUGCUGCUGGCUCAGAACUUCCUCAGCGGAAUGAAGCCCACUACCAACGCGUCAGCCCUCGCCAACCCUGAUUCUUACAGCCACAGAUAUGGAGCUACUACGGAACUAUCCAAACUGAGCGUACUGGCCGACCGAGACCCUUUCGGCGCCAACUCCACCUACCUCAAACGAGUCUACUACGAGAAGGAACGCAUCGCACAUAUCGUCAAUAUUGUUCUACUUGGAAUUUCAGCGCUCGUAUAUGCAUGUCUACUGGCGUGCUUAAGCCGACCUGCCAUGAAUGAGAUAUACCUGUUGACCAUCUCUUACGUGGUGCUGGUCACUUUCUUGCUCAUCGAACUAUCACUGGCUAGCACCUCCGUUCUCAGGUCGCUGAGCGUGAGUGCAGGCGCGUGCGCACUGUUCACCUACAUAACUUAUGCGACGCUGCCGGUGCGGCUGCACGAGGCCACGCUCGGCGGGGUCGCGCUCGCCGCCGUCAACAUCGGCGCGCACCUCGUGCUCGACACCACCACCGACAUGCAGAUAUACUGCAGCCUGGCGACGCUGAUAGCAUGCAACGUAUCCGGCGUGAUGACACACAAUCCACGAGAGCUAGCGCAACGUCGCGCCUUCCUCGAGACGCGCGACUGCGUCGAGGCGCGACUCGUCACCCAGCGGGAGAAUCAGCAGCAGGAGCGGCUGCUGCUGUCGGUACUGCCGCGACACGUGGCAGUCGAGAUGAAGGCGGACAUCGCGUGCCAGCCGCGCCAGGAGCAAUUCCACAAGAUAUACAUACAGCGCUACGAGAACGUCAGCAUUCUGUUUGCGGACAUAUGCGGCUUCACGUCCCUGUCGGACCAGUGCACCGCUGAAGAACUGGUCCGCCUUCUCAACGAACUCUUCGCCAGAUUCGACCGUCUGGCGGCUGAACACCACUGCCUCCGCAUCAAGCUCCUCGGGGACUGCUACUAUUGCGUGUCAGGACUGCCGGAGGCGCGCGACGACCACGCCAAGUGCUGUGUAGAAAUGGGACUCGACAUGAUAGACGCUAUUGCACUGGUGCGCGAGGUGAUGGCGGUAAACGUGAACAUGCGCGUGGGCAUCCACACGGGCCGCGUGCACUGCGUCGUGCUGGGGCUGCGCAAGUGGCAGUUUGACGUGUGGUCCAACGACGUCACCCUCGCCAACUACAUGGAGAGCGGUGGCGUUGCCGGCCGCGUUCACAUCACAAAGGAAACGCUGCGAUGUCUCGGCGAUGACUACAAGGUGGAACCAGGGAUGGGUGGCCAGCGAAACGCGUACCUCAAGGAUCACAACAUCGAGACUUACCUCAUUGUGCCGGACGAUACCAGCCGAGUGGACAAGAAACCGCAACACACCUUCUCGAUCAAUGGGAAUGUCUCGAAGGAGAUGCGCGUCAUGGGACACGGCUCACAGCACGGCAAACACUCCACCAACUUGCCUCUAUCCAGGAUCGGAGUUGACGCCGGCAAUGAGAACAAGAAACCGGAAGAUGAAGUCAACGAAUACCUGAUGAAGGCAAUCGACGCGCGUUCCAUCGACCGCCUGCGCGCCGAGCACUGCCGCCCCUUCACGCUCACAUUCCGCGAUCAAAUCCUCGAGAGGAAGUACACGGCCGAGCGUGAUCGCAUGCUGAAAGUAUACUUCAUCUGCUCCCUGGUGGUCUACAUCGCUGUCCUGAUCGUGCAAAUGCUCGCCUUCCACAUCACUCUCCUGGGAUUUAUCACGAUUGCAGCGUGUGGUUUCAUUCUGGUCACAGUCACUUACGUCAUCAUCUGCGUGGAUUUCAAGUUCACGGGGCCGUGCCUGCGUCGGUUCUCGGAGCGCGUGCACAACAACCGUACACUCGCGCAGGCCUUUUCGUUCCUGGUGGUCGGCGCGCUCAUCGUGCAGAUACAAGUCAUCAUGGUGCAGAGCAUGUACAAAGGGGUUAAUCGUAAGGAACUAGUAACAGACAAUGAUGGAAGUGCAUUCUGCCCGUAUGACAUGAACGAGUACUACCUACAGCUAACUUUGAUGGCGAUGUUCCUCUGCGCGGUGCACCAGAUCCUGAUUACCAUGGUGAAGACGUUGCUGCUACUGGUCAUUUCUAUCACCUACAUUAUUAUCACCACACAAGAGCAUCUCUACUACCGCAACUAUUUCUUCAACUUCGAACACAGAUGUGGCCUCGACUGGAACCAGCAAUGGAUGAAUAUUGUGAUCGCCUUGGGUGCUACCGUUGCCUUGAUUUUGCAUUCCCAACAGACAGAGAGCACUUACCGUCUGGACUUCAUCUGGAAACUGCAGGCAAACAAUGAGAAAGAAGAGAUGGAACAUUUGGAGGCCUACAAUCGCAAGCUCCUGGCAAAUAUUUUACCGGAACAUGUCGCCCAACAUUUCCUCGGCAGCGAUAAAAAUAUUGAUGAACUAUAUCACGAGCAAUGUGAGUCAGUGUGCGUAAUGUUCGCAUCGAUCCCGAAUUUCUCCGAGUUCUACGUGGAGUUGGAGGGGAACAACGAGGGGGUCGAGUGUCUGCGGCUGCUCAACGAGAUCAUCGCUGACUUCGACGAGAUACUCGCCGAGGAGCAGUUCAAGUACAUCGAGAAGAUCAAGAGCACCGGCGCCACCUACAUGGCUGCUUCUGGCUUAACGGCGAGCACACGCGACCUCCGCGGCUACCGCCACGUGACAGCGAUGGCGGACUACGCGCUGCGCCUACGUGAGCAGCUGCAGUAUGUCAACGAGCACUCGUUCAACAGCUUCCGCAUCCGUAUAGGCAUUAACAUCGGACCGGUGGUGGCUGGUGUGAUCGGCGCUCGCAAGCCGCAGUACGACAUUUGGGGGAAUGCGGUCAACGUUGCGUCUCGAAUGGACUCCACUGGGCUCCUCGAUCAUAUCCAGGUGACGCAGGAGGUGUACGACAUCCUGUCGACGCGGGGGUACCGCCUACGCUGCCGCGGCACCGUCGACGUGAAGGGCAAGGGGAACAUGGUCACCUUCUUCUUGGACGGCGUUGGAGACACCGCUGAGCCCGGCGCCAGGGAUAUUUACAACAAUCCCACACCGUCGACAUCCGCGGAGGGUGACGAGAACGGCAACGAGCCUGAAGGCAAUGGCUCACGACCUGAACACCGCCCGCUGGAGACGCUUUCAGAGGGUUGCACCGAUGAAGAUGCAGGACCGUCGCCGAGAGCAUCCAUCCCUAGAGAAAAUCAAAAUGGCACAGUGAGCCCACGGCUCACCAACGGCGGCUCAUCGUCCCGCGAGAGCGUCGCGAGCGCGGUCCGAGCGCGGGUGCUCCGGCGCCUGGAGCGGCCGCGGUCGCUGGCCGACGCCGCCACCCUACCGGCCAUGCUGUCCCAGUUGCACAACCGUACGUAUUCCACCGAGUUACACUACCGCGACCAGAAGAACAAUUCACUCCGAGAUGUGAAAACAGCAGUGGUGGAGUCGCGCAGCAGUGGCGAGAUCGAAGCGCUGCUAGAGGGCCACGGGCCACGCCGCGCCGCCAGCCUCGCCGACAUACUCUUCAGGAAGAAACAGAACAGGAUGGGCACUGUCAGUAUCAUCGAAAAUCCCAUGAACGCUAUGUACGAUUUCAACUCGAAGCUCACGCCGGAGGAAACAUCUACUGGCUAAACUCCAGACGUUACUCGUAAUACGGCCGAUCCGUAAACGGCCGAUUUGAAUUGCUUUAAGACAACGUGAUCACUUAUUGUUCUUUUCUAAAAACAAGUAUUUGUAGAAAGUAUUCAAUUAUUAAAAUUAAUUCAAUUGUUUAAAUGGUCUUUUUGAAGAGAAUUUCAAGUGAUAAACUCUUGAUAGGAUUAACAUAAGUAUUGUAAACACCUAUGUAUGAAAGCGUGUGUUAAGUAUAUAAAUACUUGCCAUAACAAAAUAAGGAAACGUAGAUACGUACUAGAUGUCUAGUGAAUAGGACUCUGACUCUGCAGAGACAACAUUACUCGGCCAGACCCCGACCAGACAAGACUGAACAUGACCGCCGACAAUGAACAUACAACGGAACGUGACGGUCACGCUUCUAAGAUAAUCGAUGUGCUUACGAAUUUAUUGAUAUUACAUGUAUAGACGUAGUUGUACGCGGUGUGAGUCUGAUGCAUUCACAUGUACAUGAUUGUGAUAGGGUUGAGCGCGAGCGUAAACUGAGCGCAGGUCGAGCGGCGAACGAACGGCCGAGCGCACGUUGAGCGUCGACUGAGCUUGAUUAGUUGUCGAGCGGCCGCUGGAUACAGGUUGAGCAUCGACUGAGCGCCAGCGCAGCGUCAACCUACAAUUAUUAUUAGUGCCAAGUAGCGGAUGCGCCCUACGUCGUAAUUCUAAUAUAAAUAGUUAAGUCGAAUAUGGAAACGUUUUGAAUUAUUGGAAUGAUUUAUUUAGUAUAUAACUAUUAUACUUGUAAUUAAUUGAUGUAUUUAGUUCAUAGUUUAUUAAUAAGGUGAUAUUAUACUAUCUCAUAUAUGUACUUAUGAUUCGAUUGAGACUUUAGUUUGCUGAUAUCGAGUGCUCUCACAGUACUCAUUAUGUAGGUACGUAUAUUGUUGAUUAUCCAAAUGUGUAUUUGCUUAUUUAACUGCUGUUAACAUUAUUUCGCUACAUAAUUGAACGAGAAUUCCUCGCUGUUCCACUUCGAAAACUAUACUCUUUUAUUGCAUCUAUACUACGUUUUAAUUUAUAUAUAUCACUGUAUAAAGCUUACAACAAUAUCCAAAGAAUAGUUAUUCACUUUAUUGUAGUAUUAUUGUGUAAAUAGCGCGUCACUGCGGUGUCCGACGGGAUCCGGAUUGUUACAAAUACAGUGCACAUUUUAAGAGGACUGUGCGUUUAUUUUUUCCUUAUAAAUUUUUAAUAUUAUCAAUUGCUAUUCAAAGUCAUGCGUAUUUAACUCCGCACACAGGAUUAUCCCGCAAGUAUGAAAAUUGGCGGGUCACAUGUAAAACAUAUCACAUGCUUGCUCUCCGUGUCCGGGAUUACUCGCGAAGCGAUACGAGGAUGAUAUAGGUAACAAUAUGACCCGUGGAGCUUGAUAACAUCCUGACACUGUAAACUCUGUAUUUCGGUUUACGUGUCAGCUAUGAAAACCGUGCUGUUUAUAAUUUGCAUGUAAAAAAUCACGUCCAAGUGACUCGUUUGGACACCUCUCCGCGUAGCCAAAUGUAAUCCUUAGAAUUACAAUUUAUUAUAACAAAUAUGUAUACGAUUAUUGUAGUGUAACUAAAAGUGGAUUAUCGUUCAUGCACGUCUCUCGUCCGUGGCCCCGCUCUCCGUUCCUCCCUAUGAGUUCAGGAGAAGCAGCACAGCACGCAUAGUCAAUAUAAGGUAAAAUUAGAUAGGUCACAUGUAGAAAACAAUGAGCUUUCUCAGUCUUUAAAAGACUUACUCUAUCUAUAUAGUACGUACGUCUGAUCUUUCGAACGUGUGGAGGUCUCCACGGUCUUAUUUCCAGCCCCCGUUGCCCUUUGCAUCACCUGAUCCUGCAUGAAAUGCUCAAGACCAAAUCCUCGGGUCCAAAUAUUAGAUAAUAUAUAUUUUAUUUGUUGAAUUAUAGCUGAUAUAAUAUAUCCUAUAUAUUGAAAAGUUUAUAAAUUAAUAUAUGUAGUUGGUCACGAAUACACGAAAAUGUCGAGACAGAAGGUGCAGCGAGAAUUGGUCGUGCAUGCAGUACUAUAUACAGAUGCAGAUAUACCAUGCAAAUAUAUUAAACUACCAGUCGUGGCAUUAUAAAAGCUAUACAGUGACACCACUCACCCCCAUAUGAAAAAGCCAACUUUUUUUCUUGUCAUUUCUCAAAACUCGAAUGGAAUAUUUAACCAAAGUCAAGGCUAAUUGGGGCAGAAAAAUUACACUUAAAGUACCUACAAUUACAGCAUCUAAAUUAAUAUUUGUGCUCAGUGAUAUUUUGGCACCAGUUUCCAGUAUUCAAUUGUUUUCGAUACUUUCAAUAUGUGACGCGUAUACUGGUAGUUUGGCCUCCUUUUAUUAAACUGAGGAUCUCUAUCCAAACAUCAGUGUGGUGCAAGAGAGAAUCUCUGGAUCCAAUCCAUAGAUAUCUUAUAGAGUAUUGGAUACACUCACUCACGCUUCCGUCGUGACAGUCCCGCGUGUAUUCACAUUGUGUGUUUUUGUUAAUAUAUACGUGACUAUUUAAUAUUAACAACUUUUAGCAUCCAUUAUUUACAGUUCCCGUACCUAGUAUUAUACGACGUAGUCGAUAUGGAAUUAUAAAAAGAGUUGUAAACCCUUACAUUGUGAUGUUAAGAUUACGUUUAGCUUGCCUCCCGUCGCAGAUGUGCUUGUCGUGAUAGCAGUACGCCGGUACGUCGGUAUAUUGUUGCUAAAAAUUUAUUCAUAUCGUCUACAUAUAAUAAUAACCUGCUGUUGUAAUAUAUAUAUAUACAUAUAUAUAUACUGUUUGUACAUAGUUGUAAUCAUGUAAUUUAUCCACCUAGUUACGAAUUGAGACCUUAACCUAUCGAGUCAAGUGCUAAAUAAAUUGGGCACCGCGCUCGUUAAUUUUACGAUAUUUUGAUUAACAUAAUCUGAAGCUAAGUAUUUUUCGAUGUUCUAUACGUAUUAAUAAGUUAUCGUGCCAAAGUCGGCAGCCAGCGACAGUAUUAUUGUAAGAUGUUCUACCAAUACCUCUGUACUCUUUAUAACCAUCGGUACCUUAUCCCCCCCCCCAUCCCCCACCAGUCAAUUCCCUUCCCCUUGUUCACGAUUAUCUAUAAAAAUAUAAGAUUUAUUUACAAAUAUAUAACAUUCUAUGUUAGUGUUUAAAUGAACAAAUAUCAAUAUAUUUUAAAUGUACCAAAUAACGAUCCAAAUAACUUUUACAUAUACAUAUGUACAGUAUUAUGGGCUUAUUAAAUGUUCACAUAUCAUAACGGACUGUAAAUGCUUUUAUCGAAAACGAAACGUUAGCGGCGCUACUCGCCUACACUAGAAUUUUUAACUCGCUCUAUUAUAAAAGAAAUAUAGUCGAUAAUAGUUAAAAUAUAACUCUUACAGCUAACAUUUCAAUAAAACCAGAGGGCCUACCAUGUGAUAUUUUUCGAAAUUUCGGCGACGAACGAAACAGACGUUUGAUGUUAAGACUACAUGAUACAUAAAUAAUUUAAAAUUAUUAAAAAUGUUAAAAUAUCGUUUAUCUAGACCAGUGAUUCUCAACCACUGUGCCGCGACACUUUUGUGUGCCGUCAAAUUUUAAAAGUGUGCCGCCAAAUUUAGCAAAUAUUUAAAAUUUUUGUCAUAAACUAUUUAUGCAGUGUGUUGUAGUAAGUAAAUAAUUUUUAUCUUUUCCUUUGUGUGCCGCCAAAUUUUUAAAUCGUUAAAUAUGUGCCGCAACAAAAAAAAGUUUGAGAAUCACUGAUCUAGACUAUUAUGGUAGGAUUUUUGAUGAAUGGAAUGUUAAGCUCCAUUUAGUCAUUUACUGGGCCGAUUUCGGUACGAACAAAGACACGAAAUUGAGCUCGAAAAUUCGGAAUUUCAAAUCACGAUAGACCCCAGGUGUACGAUGACGUUUGCGGCUCUGUGAUUACGUCGUUAUUUAAUCAAUAUUUCAUGGUUGCAACCCUAAAAUUACUAAAGAAUGACGACUUUAUAAAGUCAUAGAACUCACCUUACUAUUCGGCAUGUAAAGUUUUUCAAAAUAGUUAUAAUAAUUUUAAUUGUUAUUAUUAACUACAUGCUUACUAAAUUGAACAUUGGAACAGUAUGGAAACUGAAUUAGAAUUUAUUGUGCACGUGAAAGGGUAAUUCGAUCUUGCCUAUUAACUUGUUAAUUAAUAAGGACUCCAAAGAUCAGCUCUAUCCCAACUGUGACUCUAAUAUCGAAGACGCUCGUUUCGUAGACAGUUUGUAAAUUAUUGUCUUAAUAGUCCACCAAUUUUAUUAUAGAAUUUGUAAUAAUAAAGAAAAACAUUAGUAUCGCAGUUUCCAUAUUGAACGCUUUAUGGAUACCCAAAUGAUAUCAGAUACUGCUAACAGAUCCAUUAGCUCGGUAUCUUUUGUGUAUUAUUUUAUUGCAACUAUUUAUAAUGCCGUUUACAUAACAUGUGAUGAGUUAUAUAUUCUAGCAGGUAGGCACGUGGGUAGCGCGUGUCAACAGCGCGGCAGCGGCACGUGACAGUAUCGGUAACUGCAACAUGUACCAUAUAUGUUAGAUAAUAAUAAUUGUCUAUUAAUGGAAUAAGAAACUGUACAAAUUAUUUCAACACAAAUCUGGAUCUUCCAUUGUAGGCCCGUUAUAUAAAGUUGUCGUAUACAUUGCACUACACUGUAUAUUUAGCGGGCAAUAUGCAAGUGGGACGCUGCAAUAUUAUAAUAUUUACAUAAGACAUACUGUUAUUAUACGUCGGUGUUGUGUGCUCGGUCGUGUUACAGCGGCGCUGGGCCGCGCGGACGGCGCCGCGCCGCCGCCGUGACACCCGUACCGUACUGCUACUCGUAAUAAACAAUUAGUUUAUUAAAUUAAAUAAACACGCAGAUGUAUACUUAAUGUAUCUACACUUCAAACCAGGUUCAGAGUCGCACUAAUCACAAACAAAAAAUACAAUACAAAACAAGAUAAAUUUAUUAAAAAAUUAAAUAACCCCCGACACAAAAAAAUACCUAUAAGAAGUAAAUGCCCUGAUCAUUACGUCUCUGACACGUACUCAUUGAGACUAGAUGACUUCAAAAACACUAUAUCUGCUGUAAAUUGUAUGAGAGUUGGGAGUCCUGCAGACGCCUUGAUGCUAUACUAUCAGGCCAAGAUUACUAUGGCAUGGAAAUAGCGUGAAACUAACGGUACAACCAAUUUUAAAUUAAUCUAACUUGUGAAAAUUGGGGUAAUCCCUUCGUCGAGUACAAAAUAAGUUAUAUAUUUUCAUAAAUUAUAGCCAAGAACCAUCUCAAACACAUCAGUUUUAUAUGAAAAACGCAUCAAAACUAACCAUCUGUUUGGAAGUUAUGAUGCCACAGACAAACACAUAGAUAUACAGACACGUUACACUUACAACACAACUCUUUCGGAUCGGGGGUUAAUAACUGAGUAAUAUUAUAAAAUCGGUGCUUGAAAUACAUAAAAAAAACAUGUUAACCCAGGACCUGAUUUAGAUGAGGCGCCAGAGAAUGGGGAAAUGCUCAGAGCGGGAAAAUGAAUUGAUUGCCAAAUAAUAUUAUAAAAGGUGUCAAAAUUCAUUUUUAAUCGAAGCAGCGGAACAGCUAAAUUGGGCACUGUGUUAACCCCUCUGCCAGACUCUGGACGCUGGCCCUUCAACUGUACGUACGCUCAAACGCACUAACAUAUCCCACUCGCUUCUGUGUAUAACAAUUGUAAGAGCCAAUCAUUUCACACGGACGACAACAAAAUAGCUCGAGUGAGUGGUUGUGCUCAACUCAUAAGAAUUUUAUUAGAUAAUUUCUGAUUGUUAUUCUUUGUUAGCACCGAGUCACUGAAGUAGUUCAAUAUUACAUACUAUUAUAUAUACCAGAGGGAGACUUUGUACAAAAGUCGAUUGCUUGGGUACCUCUGUCCCAUUCGUGUUUCAACCGUGAAGCAGUUGUGUUUGCAUGGCUGUGUUUCGGUUUAAAGGGUGGGAUAUGACGUGAAUUUACUGGGUACAGAGGAAUAACAUCUAAGUCCUUAAGAAUGGCAACGCAUGGGGGUUAUCAUGGGCGAAACAGUAUGUGUGUGUACUGUUAUGUCCAUGGUACUGCUCAUGUCUAUAGGCGACGGUUACCACUUUCCAUCAGGUAGGCCGUCAGCUUGUUUGCCAUUCUAAGUUGUAUUAAAAAAAAAAUCUCGUUUGCAAAUAGCCCAAGAGACGUAUUCAGUGACUCGACAUUAUCAAAGGAACAAUGUUAAUGUAAAUUUUGAAUUAAUUCCAUAAUUUAAAUAUACGGAUCAGUAUGUCAAUAUAUGUAACUGACGCCUAAAUCCACUAAUACAGUAAACGAACGAACUGUUGUUCUCAAUAUGUCAUAGUGUACCAAUAGUGUAUGUUACCAUAAUUAUCCAGCGCACAGUUUUUAAUAUUUUCGAUGUCCCCUGCCCACAUAUCGUCCCAUAAAUUUGCAAGGACAUACUGUACUAGUUAAUAAUGUUAAUGAUAUAAUUAUAUGUGUUCUCUCGAAUAGGUUCCAGACUGUCGGUGACAUCCCAUGUUGUGUCGAGCGUGGUACUAUAUUCUAUACGAGUAUUGUUACUGUCACUCUGUGAGUGUCUCUGGCGGCACAAUUAAUUUAAUAGAAAUACGUAUUUAAAUAUAGUUAUUAGUGUCUCUUAAAAACCUGUAGAUAAAUAUGUGUUCCAUGUACCUACGGACCAAAAAAAUAACUUCAAAAUGAACUAACGUACAAUUUAUUAGUUAUUAAUUUACUUUCAACUUGUACCUAAGUGAUGUUUACAGAUUAUUUUAAUUUAAAAACUACAAUAUCCAUGUACGACGGUGACGUCUAAGCCAUUUCAUGGCUUGGCUACGUCUCCAUGGGACGCUAUUUAUUGGUUUUUAAGAUCACACCUCUAAAUGGACGUCGUUGUAUAGUCAUUUUAUAGUUAUGACUCUAAAAAACAAAACAGUGACGUAUUUUUGGAGUUGCCCACGUCGCCAUGCUACCUAGGUAUACGAUUAUUGUUUUGCUCUUCGCAUUGUAAAUUUGUAAAAAAAAAGAUAUCCAAAAUAAUGUUUACAGAUUGUUUUACUACCACUACUAGUUGAAUUGUAUACUUUAUUGUUUAAAAUUAAUUCCAACACAAAUGAUGAAAUAAACAUAAUCCUUUCUCCCACAUAAUCGAGUGUUCACACACGGUGCAAAUACUGUAUAAUUGUGUAUGUGAAUAUCUCUGUAUCUGGUAGGAGAUACUUUAACACGUAUAUAUUCAUUACAUCCCACAAUCUAUCUGUAUCAGUUUAAUAACAAAUUAUCGUUAAAUAUAUAUUUAGUGACGUUAUUUGUAGUGUUGUGAUAUCGUCAACGUGCAAGACAGUCUUCUUUCUUGCCAACUACUUUGACAAUAUCGUCCGGCCGUCGAUCUGGUUUACAGUCUGCCUAGUAUUCUAUACAGAUCUUUGUCAAUUUGUCAAUGUUGGCAUCAUUGCGACAUAAUCUUUACCCAACUUCUUUCAAGUUGUCUAAGUGGCCAGCCCAUCUCCAUUGUAGCUUCCUAAAUUCAAUAUUUGGAACAUGAUCAGACAGUCUUAUUGCCUCAGAUACAGAUAUCUUAAUAAAUUUCUGUGUUCACUGCGCCGUGUGUUGUAACUAUAUUAUGACUUUUAUAUUAUUUAACAUAUUUAUAAAAAAUAAGCUACAGUUUUGACCGCUCUAUAUAAAAUCUGUAGCUUUUUUUAUAAUAUAAAAUUAAUUGUAAAUAUUUUUAAGAAAUUAAUUGUAAUUAGUUUGAAUAUUGUAGCUCUCAUGACCCAAUCUCUCGAGUUUGACCGCCACACUUUUAUUUAUACAUUUAUUAAACUAUGUGAUAGUCAUAACCGGAUCAUGAUCUAAAUGGUACGAUAAGUACCAUAUCUGAGGUGUGGCCUACAUGCGAUCUCAUCAUGUAUUCCCGUAAUAAAUUUAGAAAUGAAAUCUAUGUCAAUCUGCUGUUAUAUAUAUAAUAUAAAACUUCAAAUUACAAGAUCUAAACGUUGCAUGUAACUGCAACUUAAUAUUAUUGGAUUUGUGAGACUUGUGUGCAUUAUACAGUCUCAAUAGACUUUUAAUAAGAGGCAUAAGGCCACACUUAAGACGACCUGCAGUUAACCUAUAUUUCGAUCUCUUAGGAGCUUCCUUUGCCUCUUUAUAAAUAAGUGUUACUAUUGUCUAAAAUUACAAUUUGUGCCGGGAGAUACUGACAUAUAGUAUAAGUUGUGUAAACUGUCCUCACUCGAAGGCCUAACGUAGAGUCGAGUGUGUACCAAAGUACCUUACCUACCUCAUACAACAAAAACGUUGACUGGUAUAUUGUCAGCCGACUUCAAAAAGUGAGAGGCUCUCGAUUGUAUUAUUUUUUUAUUUAUAUUUCCUCCUAACUCCGUUAAUUGUAAAACCAUUUUGUAAAAUUAUUUUGUUAUGUGAAAGGAUAUGCUUGCAGAUUGGUCCCAUUUAUCAAAAUUGGUAGAAAAUUAACGAAAUCCAUUCAGUAGUGUUGCCAUAAUUGAAGUCGGUUUUUAAUGUGAGACACAAUUUUUAUUUUAUAUGUCAGAAGUAGUACCAACAGACUAAAAAAAAAACAGUGGAUAAAAUAAUAAAAACUACACCGCACCAUUUACCAUAUACUCACAUUAUUAUUUCAACUUGUUACCAUCGCUGUGGCAAAUAAUACAUUUUUUUUUAAAUAGCUUAUCAUGAUUUUAAUGGUAAUUUACGGGUAUCCCUAGCCCAUAAACAGCCCAUAGACAGGUAUAUAGAGAAUUCCCAGAACUAUUAAAUGUCUUGAGAGACGUUAAGAUAUUAGUAAUCUGUUAAAAUAUCUGACGUCAAAACGAUAUGAAACAGAUUUUAAUUAUUUAUAAAUGUUACUGUUAUAAAAAAUACUUUAUAGUUUUAAGAUAAUAUAAAUUAGAAUAUCUAUGUUUUUAUUUUCAUAGUUAUUUUGACGAGUGAUUUUUUUUAAACUGCACACGUGGAUUUCAAGACCUAAAUUGAUUACUACUAAAUAAUAACGUGUUUCAAUAACCAUUGCAGUAUUAUAUGACUCUUGUGUAAUAAAUGACUUGUUUAUAUUUAAAUUUGUACAUUGGGCAAAAUUUUGUAUUUCACAUAUUAUACGGCCCGCCUGAUACAAACCGCAAUACAUUCAGUAUACAGAAAGUUAAUAAAGGGGCACCUAUCAACGUUAUUGUUGUGUGUCUAUAAUCUAAAAAGAUUACCUAGUAGGUUACAUUACUUUAUUCGUGCUAACUAUGGAAUAAAGAAUUUUCACUCUUAACUUGAACGGCACUAAAGCAGGAGAGUUGUCGGCAGCGCGGUGCUUCUGUAGAGACCUCAUUGUAUCCCACUUUAAUAACAAUUAAGCUUAAUAAAUUAUUAAUAAAUUAUAUAAUAAAGGCCAGACAGGCGUUAAAAAAGAUCCAAGAAAGAUAAAUCGGAUUUUAAUUACAAUAAAAAACGAAUGAGGUUGAAUAUUGUAAGCACAUGAAGUUAAUCACGCAUUGCGAAUUUUCCCGCGCAUUUUUUUCGCACACAAUUCUAAGUGAAUUUAUCACACAGUCUCGCAUAAAUAAUAGUGCAAAUAAAUAAAUAUUAAUUAUACGAUUCAAUCUGCCGGAAAAAAUUAAAUGCACGGGGACAAUUUUAAAAUAUCAAAUGCAUUACUAAAUGAGUAAUUAAGACUGCGCAACUUGCUGACCGCUCCCUGCGAUAGUCUCUGGCUAAAUUCUGUACAAAUGUUGCAUAUUGUUAAUUCCUAGAAAUCAAUAAUCUGUACUGAUGUUACCUAUCACACAGAAUUUAGCCACGAUUUCUUUAGAGUUUACUUCUAUUUUUAAUAAAAUAAAUAGUACUGUCUCGAUUUUAUUACUUACAAAUGUAUGUACCACGCCUUCUUUCUAUGAUAAACUGUCAAAAUAUUUGUAAUAAAUGGUGUUACGUGUAGUG